This is a messenger RNA of Diaporthe citri, 519 nucleotides long. RefSeq lists its product as uncharacterized. The transcript is spliced from 3 exons. NCBI's taxonomy places the organism in Eukaryota, Fungi, Ascomycota, Sordariomycetes, Diaporthales, Diaporthaceae. The coding region runs from base 1 to 519 and encodes 172 amino acids. The record is from RefSeq and is a predicted model, not a curated record.
AUGUCGUUCCUCAACACCACCAGUACUAUGGAACCGCACUCUCAGCUACCAGAUGGCAUCAGCAGGGGGCAGGGCGUGGUGAUGCUGCAGGACAACGAUUUUUUCCUCUCCUGCGAUCCUCACCUGAACAAGUACGAGGCCAAGGGCGAGGUUGCUGAACCACAAAUCCCCGAGACCGUGGACGCACGAGGCCCUACACUGUCUUUUGAAGUGACGGAUGAGCUUGAAAAUAUACCCAAAGGCAUCUGGGGCUCGACUGUCGUCUCGACAUAUGAGUUCACGAACAUCGAACACGGCGUAUUCUCACGCGUCAAAAGUCCCCUGGGAGUGGUUAUUGAUACUCGUUGGGAGAUCAUGGAGGCCGAGGGUGGGAAGCUGGACUUGGUCCAGGCUGCGGAGAUCAGUUGCUCAAUGCCGUUGAUGGCCUUGGUGAAAGGCCGUUGCGAGGCUGGAUGGGAAAAAAUCCACGCCAAGAUGUUGGAGCGACUUCAGAAUGAAGCUAAAAGUGGUGUCGCUUAA